Messenger RNA from Colletotrichum phormii, 821 nucleotides. RefSeq lists its product as uncharacterized. The transcript has a single exon. Bases 207 to 638 code for a protein of 143 amino acids. NCBI's taxonomy places the organism in Eukaryota, Fungi, Ascomycota, Sordariomycetes, Glomerellales, Glomerellaceae. The record is from RefSeq and is a predicted model, not a curated record.
UGCCGUGGAGACUGGAUGCCGUGGAGACUGGAUGCCGUGGAGACUGGAUGCCGGGGUAAUCUGCCGGCCUGGUCCUAGAUGUCUCCGCCACCUCGUCAUCCCCUCGUCCUGGCACUGAGCCGAUCACGACGGUUCGCACCUGUCAAAACGGUGAAGUGGAGGCCGCGGUAUGACACUUGCUCGUAUGAUGCCAGCGAGUCAGCCGAAUGAUGUCAGGUCGGGAUGUUUGCGCCGGAUGGUUGCGAUUUCUUCUUCCAGAAUUAGUAGCCGGGAUCGUAGUGAAGGUUGGCCGAUGGCACCAUGCCGACAGUUUCCCCCGCAAACUCUCGGCAAUGGCUCCAAGAACCAUCAGGAACUCGGGAAGUCGACAACCCGGGCGCCUCGGAUUACUGGGUCGGCCGGCGCACAUUCGGUUUCGCAACGUGUGCUCCAAGGACCGGCCGCCCGCAGCUAUCCAGGAUGUGCCAAGGAGCCGCUGCUCCGGGCUUCGGACCUUGAUUAGACGGGGUCGGAGGGGUGCUUCGUUGUCGGUCGAGGAUCAGAGAAAACGUUGCAGCUCCUUCAAUGGUCAGCGAACCCCUUACCCAGAACCAGGGGAUCGGGUGCCACAUCGGACCCAGAGUAAAUGCCAGAGUUAGUAAACCUCCGCUUUGCUACCCUGGCGGACGACAUUGGUGACAGACAUGCAACAUGACAAGUCUGCUGUCAACUCUCAAGUUCUCAACCGCCGAUCGAUGGAGCGGGGCGGCACUAGUGAAGUUGGGAGAUUGCUUCGCUUUGACAUAGGGUCGGGGCUCAAUGAUCGGGAUCCAGAAAACCGC